CACGCCCCGCGAACAUCGCACGGUCAACAGUGUACGAGUGAAACUUGAAAGUGGAGUGAAAAUUUCCUGUGAAUUAUAAAAUUUGGUAGAAUUAAAUUGCAUCUCUGUCCGAUGACAAGAACGCAAUGAAGCGGAAUCGCGGCCUUCCGUUCGAGGACGAAGAGGGCGGCGCAGACCCGUGGAGCGACCUCGCGACACGACACCCCGAAAUUGCGGCGCACCUACGCCAACAUCAGCACCGACAUCCUUCUACCUGGGCGCGCAAACGACGUCCCUCCAGUCAAGACGCCGAAGAUUUCGGCGACAGCUUCGGCGGGUUCGCCGGCUUCCCCUUCGAAGACAUCCCGCGGUUCAGGGAGCACUUGCCCUCGCAUUGGAACCGCCCGUUCGGUCCCCGCGACGAGCAGCCGCCGCCGCCGCCCACCGCGCCGUCGCCGCCCCGGCAGCAGUCGGCCGCCACGCAGACGGAGCGCGCCCCGCCGCCCUCGAGCGCCCUGCCGCAGUACGGGCUGCGCAACACCGUCGACCUCGGCCGGAGCAGCGCCGCCGAGCCCCUCGCGUCGCCGCCGCGCGGCCCGCGCGCCAUGUCCGCGCCGCCCGAGGGCCCCGCCAUGAGCGACGAGCGCGCGCCCGCCGUGCGCCACAUCCCCAUCGUGGUGGAGGGCCGCGCCGAGCCGCUGUGCAACCGCGACGAGCCCUUCGCGGCCAAGCACCGGCCCGCGUUCCCCGACUGCUACGCCCGCGGCGCGUCCCCGCAGCGGUCGCAGUCGCCUCGAGCCCACGGCGAGUUUCGACAGAUACCGGUGCACCACGAAGACGGCGCCAGUCAUGCCAAAGGCCCACCGCAGCAGCAUCAACGGCAGCAGCAGCAGCAGCAGCAGCAGCAGCAGCAGCAGCAGCAGCAGCAAAGACCGCCGCAACAACAGCAACAGCAGCAACAACAAGCACCGCAGCCGCCUCCGGAGCAACCGACUUCUUCGCCGGCGAAGAGCGCGCCGUCGCCCGCAGACCCCAUUACUCAGAUUCUGACCAUCCAAACCGAAGUUCUGAAUCUUAUGACUGAAGUCGAAAAUUUUACCGGCACGAAAAAAGACAAGAAAUAUAAAUACCUCGAUGAGAUGCUUACUAGGAAUCUCAUUAAGUUGGACAAUAUCGAAACGGAAGGCAAAGAAAAUAUUAGGAACGCCCGCAAAGAGGCGAUCAAAUGCAUCCACAAGUGUAUUGCGGUUCUGGAAGCCAAAGCGGAAAGUAAUGACGUGCAAGCUCAGAAUGCGGACAUGAAAGCGGAGAACGGCGGGGUGGAAAUGAAGGAGGACGCCAAAGCCGCAGAGAACGGUGCAGUCGAGAUGAAGGAACCGUCCAAAGCGGAAAAGAAAACUGAAGAUCCCUCAAACGAGAAGCCGCAGCCGCAGGUCGACUUGCGAUCGUACGGCGAGGAGGACACAAAGAAGACGUCGGUUGAAAAGGCUGACACGGGCAUUAAAUCCACGAAAAAAAAACAAACGAAAGCGACAGACAAUGAUACUGCAGUAGAUAACGACGAUAACGCCAGUAAAAAUGUUAAAUCAGAUGAUAAGGAACAAAAACAUGAAGAAGCCAUGCAAGUAGACGAUAAGGUCAAUAAAGAAGAAGUGCAGUCGAUGGACGUUGAUGAUGCUGCUAGUCAAUAAAUUGUAGGUGCUUUAGUGAUUGUUUCGUUCAGAUAUACAAGUUGUAACCGCAUACGGCCUCGGGCGUGUCGCAGGGCGCUACCUUUUCUUUGUGGUAAUAUAUGCUAAUUUAACACAGGUGUUGACGUGUAUAGUGUUUGUUUGUACAUUUAUUACUAUUUUUAAACUAAGUAUAUUGUCCUUUGGGAUUUGAAAUGGUCUCCCUUAUUUAAAUCCUAAUUAUAAUGUAAAUUAUUGUUUAUCAACUUGAUAACACAACUUUCAAUAAAUGAUAU
Hyposmocoma kahamanoa is the source of this 1945-nucleotide messenger RNA. It is a transcript of the gene stv, whose product is annotated as BAG domain-containing protein Samui-like. Gene Ontology annotation, cellular component: nucleus. Bases 126 to 1670 code for a protein of 514 amino acids. NCBI's taxonomy places the organism in Eukaryota, Metazoa, Arthropoda, Insecta, Lepidoptera, Cosmopterigidae. Gene Ontology annotation, biological process: regulation of transcription by RNA polymerase II. Gene Ontology annotation, molecular function: transcription cis-regulatory region binding; protein-folding chaperone binding. The record is from RefSeq and is a predicted model, not a curated record. The transcript is spliced from 3 exons.